Messenger RNA from Boleophthalmus pectinirostris (great blue-spotted mudskipper), 1933 nucleotides. RefSeq names its product major facilitator superfamily domain containing 1-like (gene mfsd1l). NCBI's taxonomy places the organism in Eukaryota, Metazoa, Chordata, Actinopteri, Gobiiformes, Gobiidae. Gene Ontology annotation, molecular function: transmembrane transporter activity. Bases 170 to 1606 code for a protein of 478 amino acids. Gene Ontology annotation, biological process: transmembrane transport. The transcript has 15 exons. The record is from RefSeq and is a predicted model, not a curated record.
CUGUUUUUGUUUUUCUACUGACGGUGCCCGCAAAGGGACAAAAUACCCACCACAGUGUGCAAUAAAUGCUAUUAAACGAGCUGACACCGGAUAGGGAUAAAAACGUAUAGUUGAAAUUCGUAUCCCCGUUGUUUGGAGAUCUGCAGUGAGCUUUCACCCUUUUUGCACAAUGGCUCAACCCGCUGAGAAAGCCUAUUAUCGCUUUGUGGUGCUGUUCUUCAACUGCCUGCUGACAUUUGGCUCUUACUUCUGCUUUGACAUGCCAAGUGUUUUGCAAGAUCAGUUUCAAGGGAAUCUGACGUGCCCCAAUACCACAGUUGUCAACACAACAGUGGAGUGUGUGGAGGGAUUGGGCAUGACCCCUCAACAGUACAAUCUUCUUUAUGCUAUCUAUGCUUGGACGAAUGCUAUAGUAGUGAUAAUGGCAGGAUUUCUGAUUGACAAACUGGGAAAUCGCUUUGGAGUGUUCCUCUUCUCGUUCUUGUGUGUUUUGGGGUCUUCCCUGUUUGCACUGGGUUCACACUUCAAAGGGACCCCUUAUCUCCUGCCCCUUAUGCUCACUGGCCGGUUAUUGUUUGGGUCAGGCAAUGGAUCUCUCACUAUUGUUCAGAAUCGGAUCACAGCGUUUUGGUUCAAGGGCAAGGAGCUGGCCUUGGCUUUCGGUUUAACGCUGGCUUUCUCUCGUUUGGGCUCAGUGCUUAAUUUCUUUUUAACGCAGAGGUUUGAAGAAAGAUUUGGCAUGCAAUGGACUCUAUGGGGAGGUGCACUACUGUGUGUCCUUGGCUUUUCUUCUGCCAUCAUCGUCAGUGCCCUGGACAAGGUUGGGAUGAAGCAGCUUGGUCUUGAUGGCGCCAUUCAAGAGGAGUCUCGCAAAGUGAGGAUUCAAGAUGUGAAGCUCCUCUCGCUUAGAUACUGGCUGCUGGUUGUCACCAUUAUGUUUUUCUACAAUGGUAUCUUCCCAUUUAUUGCUGAUGCCAGUAAGUUCAUCCAAGACAAAUACAGUGACUACAGUCAAAAAGAAGCGUCAUAUAUCGCAGGGGCAGUGUAUGACUCCUCUCUGGUCCUAUCAGCCAGUGUGGGAAUUCUGAUAGAUUAUGUGGGUCUGCGCGGAGUUUUCGCUGUGGCUUGUGCAGUCUUCACACUACCAGUAUUUGGUCUACUGGCCUUCACCUUUGUCCCUCCCCUUGUAUCAACCAUUUGGCUUGGAGUCACCUAUUCUUUUGCUGCAGCAAGCAUGUGGCCAUCUAUUCCCCUGGUGGUUCCCCAGGCAACCUUAGGGACAGCCAUGGGCCUCGCUACCUCCAUACAGAUGAUUGGAAUUGGUGUGUCCAAUUUGGUCGUUGGGCAGAUUUUAGGAACCAAAUCAAGUGAUAAGAUUCCUCUGUGGCGUUGGCAGAGAAUGAUGAUCUUUAUGUUGGCCAAUACAGUCAGCUGUAUCAUUACCUCAGUAAUGCUAAAUAUUGUGGAUCACAAACAGGGUGGUACGCUAAACAAGAUGACCAAAAGAUCAGCGCAGACAGAGAGAGAGACUGACCGAGAACCACUCAACCCGGCACAAGAGCAGAGUGAGGAAGAUGAGGAUGAGCAGCAUUCAAUCAAUUCAUAAAGUUUUUGUCAAUUUAUAAAAUAAGAAAGUUGUUACUGUGGGGCAUCACUUUAAGAGACACUAAUUACCCCAAAAUAUUUACCUCUUGUAUCUUUUAUAUAGCAGAUGACAUCCCUUUUAAUGUAAUAUUCUGCUAUAAUGAAACGCUAAUCAAGUACCUUUCUUAUUUUAUUUUUAUUUGUUGUUAUGAUUUGUUUGCUUAAUAAAGGGACUGAUUUUAUAUACAUUUUAAUCAUUAUUUUAUAUUAUGAUUUAUUCGUUUUUAAAAUGACUGCAUUUGGUGCCAGAAAAAAAUGUAAAUAAAGAUACAAUUUCUCUUUUUCUUUA